Molecule: messenger RNA, 1311 nt
Organism: Echinococcus granulosus
Lineage: Eukaryota; Metazoa; Platyhelminthes; Cestoda; Cyclophyllidea; Taeniidae
Product: Cyclin-K
Exons: 7
Coding region: 1-1311 (436 amino acids)
Biological process (GO): positive regulation of DNA-templated transcription, elongation; regulation of transcription by RNA polymerase II
Cellular component (GO): nucleus; cyclin/CDK positive transcription elongation factor complex
Molecular function (GO): cyclin-dependent protein serine/threonine kinase activator activity
Source: RefSeq, a predicted model, not a curated record
AUGCCAUGUUGGUAUUACGAAAAGGAGGACUUUCUUCGAACCCCCUCCAUCUUAGAUGGGGUUGAUCAACAAACAGAAACUCGUUAUCGUCGUGAGGGUGCCCGCUUUAUCCUCGACCUCAGCACUCGACUUCACCUUCGCUACGACACCUGGGCCACGGCUAUCGUUUUUUUCCAUCGUUUUUACAUGUGUCACUCCUUUAAAGCUUUUCCUCGUCAUGUUACUGCUGCUUGUUGUUUAAUGUUGGCGGGAAAGGUUGAGGAAACUCCGAAGAAGUGCCGAGAUAUAAUUCGGACGGCUCGUGAACUCUUACCUCCUGAAUUGUUUGCUACCUUUGGGAAUGAUCCUAGGGAGGAAGUGAUGAUGUACGAGAGGGUGCUUCUAAAGACCAUUAAAUUCGAUCUGCAAGUCACUCAUCCUUACAGUUUUCUCCUGCAAUAUGCGAAGCGCCUAAAGGGCUCCCAGGAGAAAAUCAAAGAGAUAGUGCAAAUGGCGUGGUCUUUCAUCAACGACAGUCUGGAGACCACCUUGUGCCUCCAAUGGGAGCCCGAGAUCGUGGCAUGCGCGGUACUCUACCUGGCAACUCGGAUGAAGUCUUGGCCCGUCACGGACUGGCACGGACGUCGACCUGGCCAACCUUGGUGGGAGUGCUUUGUCGAGGGUAUGACUGUAGAGGUGAUGGAGGAUAUCUGCCACCGCAUCCUUGACAUCUACUCCGAUGGAAACAAGUCCGGUGGCGGUGAAACGGUCACUAAAUCCGAUGCACCACCGCAGACUGGAUCGAAAAGGCGUAGCCACCACGCCCCAUCCCCACCUCCCCCUCCUCCUCCACCACCAUUACAGCCUUUGAAAAAACCGAUGGAAGGCUUUGAUUCAAGUCACUUACGCCAGGUUUCUUCUGACAGCAGUUCAACUCCAGUCAUCCAACAACAAUGCCACGAUGGCAACGACUACUGCUUCUGGUCUCGUGUGGAAUCAGACGAUGCCGAGCCAUUUGUUGGAGUGGGUUCUGCGUCCACGACACUUGUUGGAGCGCCCCCUCCUCCGCCACCGCCCCCACCAGCGAUUCCACUGGCGCCGCCGUUGCCACCACCACCGCCUCCACCUUUACCUACAGUGCUCACUACCCAGGCCCCACCCCCGCCCCCACCACCACCCCCCGGGGGGCCCUGGCUGCUCCCUCCUGGUCACCCGCCCCCUCCUCUCAUGAGUGUAGUGGUGCCUCCACCCUCCGCUGCUGCCGCCGCCGCAGCGGCAGCCUUUGUUGCAACGCCAAGCGGUUUUCCGCCACACCCUCCACUUGCUCCCUAA